AUGGAAGCAGACAAGGUCACAGAAGCGCCUCAUACCACCAUGGAAACAGAGGAGCACUCCUCUUCAAAGGACCCCGCCCCUUUAGAGAACCAUGCCUCAGAAACGUCUUUGAAACCUUCCAUCUCUGAGACCCCUUUAGAGGCCCACACCUCUGAAUCUCAUCUGGUUCCAUCCACUUCCCAGGCCCCUUUAGAGACCCACAACUCUGAAACUCCUUUGGAACCUUCCAUCUCUGAGACCCCUUUAGAAGCCUACACCUCUGAAUCUCAUAUGCUUCCAUCCACUUCCCUGGUCCCAGAGAAACACCUUUCUUCUCCUACCUCAUCACAAGACUAUGUCGCUGUACCUUCCCCUGAUACUCUGAAGGAAGACCUCUCUAAAUAUUCUCCCAGUGAGGUCUCAUGGACAAGGAGGUCCAUCCAGAUCUCUGAGUCUGAGAUCCUUCAAAAGCACUCCCUUUCAAGCCCUUCAGCCCCGGUCCACCUGGAUACAUCUGCAAAGGAAAAGGAAGAGGAAGGAGAAGACAAAGAGCAGGUGGAUGCCACUGACAGCACCGCACACACAGCUCAGCCUGGACAACAGCUGGGCAACACAGUCCACCCAGUGGUGCCUGCCAAGCAAGCAGAGCUGGUGGAAGUGGCUAAGGCAAUGCCCAGAGAGAAGUUUGGUGCUCAGGUGAAUUAUCUUUUCCAAUGGGAGAAGAAUGCAGCCCUAAGUACCAUCCAGACAGGUCUCUACAUUGGCUGGCGCUGCCCCCAUUACCUAUGGGACUGUUUCCGGAUUGGAGAUGAGUCCAAAUGCUUUUGUGGACACUUGUUGAAAGAGCACCAGAUCAUCUCGGACAUAUCUGUGCCCUGCAGUGUGGGCCAGUGUCGCUGCCUCAUGUUCUGCUUUAUCCCAUCACGCCCAGAGGAGGUGGGUGAGUUCUGGCUCAAAAGACGAGCUACCUUUGACCCCAAGGCCUGGAGGGCCCAAUGUCGCUGCAAACACAGCCACGAAGACCAUGCAGCUGCUGGGUCCCAUCCCUGCAGGGUGAAAGGCUGUUGCUGCAACUGUUUUGAGUCUAAUUUCCUCUGUGCGGCCUGUGACCGGCGCUGGGAGGAACACGAGACUUUCUUUGAGACUGAGGAGACCCGGCGACGAGGAGGGAGGCCUCAUGGGACAGACAGUGUCAACACCUGGCGCAGGCCUCUUUGAACCUGGCUCAAAUCAGCAAUAAAAAGGAAGCCUCUGGAA
Molecule: messenger RNA, 1236 nt
Organism: Odobenus rosmarus divergens (Pacific walrus)
Lineage: Eukaryota; Metazoa; Chordata; Mammalia; Carnivora; Odobenidae
Gene: FAM221B
Product: family with sequence similarity 221, member B
Exons: 8
Coding region: 1-1197 (398 amino acids)
Source: RefSeq, a predicted model, not a curated record